UCGUGUUUGAAGGCGGAGCUCUGAGAGGAGAGCCAGAUGAUCUAACGUUAAUCGUAAUCGUGACAUUUUUACUUUGGAAAGGGCGAGACCUCUCUACCAAAGUUUCACUUUAACGUUAAUUCCGAGCCAUCACCUAACCUUUUUAUUUUGAGUCCUGUAACGCAUCUCUUCAACGGUACGUGUGGAUUAAAAUCAGUAUCUGACGUUAACGUACUUGUGGGCGGAAGUGGUUGUGAAGGCGUUAAGCUCAUUACCAGGCAGACAUGGCUACCCAGUGUGUAACCAAGGUGGAGCUGACUGUGGUCUGUGAGAAUCUUCUGGACAAAGACAUUGGCUCCAAGUCCGACCCUCUGUGUGUCCUGUUAAUGAGCAGCUCUGAUUCCCAGUGGUAUGAGGUGGGACGCACGGAAAAAGUCCAGAAUUGCCUCUGCCCAAAGUUUGCAAAAAAGUUUGUCAUCGACUACUACUUUGAAAUAGUGCAGAAACUGAAGUUUGGGAUUUAUGACAUCGACAACAAAACAAUUGACCUGAGUGACGAUGACUUCCUGGGACAACUGGAGUGCACCUUGGGCCAGGUUGUGUCCAGUAAAAAACUGAUCAGACCACUUGUCUUGAAGAACAAGACCCCUGCAGGAAAAGGGACCAUCACAAUCACUGCAGAAGAAAUAAAAGAUAACAGGGUUGCGAGUUUUGAAGUUGAAGCAAGGAAACUGGAUAACAAGGAUUUCUUUGGGAAGUCCGACCCUUAUCUGGAAUUCUACAAGCAGACAGCAACAGGAUGGCAGCUGGCUCACAGGACCGAGGUGGUGAACAACAAUUUGAAUCCAACAUGGAAACCCUUUCGGAUCACACUGCAGUCUCUCUGUGGAGGAGACCUGGAGAAACCUAUAAAAGUUGAGUGUUAUGACUACGACAACGAUGGCUCACAUGAUCUUAUUGGAACCUUUGAGACGACAAUGACACGCUUCCAACAAGCUUCACGGACGUCUCCGGCAGAGUUUGAUUGUGUCAACAGUAAAAAGAAACAGAAGAAGAAAGGAUACAAGAACUCUGGUGUCGUGAGCGUGAAGCUAUGCCAGGUGGUGAAGGAGUACACCUUCCUGGAUUAUAUUAUGGGAGGCUGUCAAAUCAACUUCACUGUGGCUAUUGACUUCACAGGCUCCAACGGAGAUCCCAAGUCUCCUCAGUCUCUGCAUUACAUUAGUCCUCAGGGCGUUAACGAGUACCUGUCUGCCAUCUGGUCUGUGGGCAAUGUCAUCCAGGACUAUGACAGUGACAAGAUGUUUCCUGCCUUUGGCUUUGGAGCCCAAAUCCCUCCCACAUGGCAGGUUUCCCAUGAGUUCCCUCUCAAUUUCAACCCAGCAAAUCCAUUUUGUGCAGGCGUUGAGGGUGUGGUGGAGGCCUACAGGGUGUGUCUGCCUCAGGUCAAACUCUACGGUCCAACCAACUUCUGCCCGAUCAUCAACCAUGUCGCCUGCUUUGCUAAGCAAGCCCUCCAGCAGACCACUGCAUCACAAUACUAUGUUCUGCUGAUCAUCACCGACGGAGUGAUCACAGACAUGGAUGACACCCGCAGCGCCAUCGUCAACGCCUCUCGCCUGCCCAUGUCCAUCAUCAUUAUUGGAGUGGGGGGGGCAGACUUCAGUGCAAUGGAGUUCCUUGACGGAGACGAUGGACGUCUGCGCUCUCAGACUGGCGAGACUGCCAUGCGAGACAUUGUCCAGUUUGUCCCUUACAGGCAGUUCCAAAAGGCUCCUCGAGAAGCACUGGCAAAGAGUGUGUUGGCAGAAGUACCAGGUCAGAUGGUGGACUUCUUCAAUACCAUGAAGCUGAUUCCCCCCAAAUCUAGUCCUGCACCAACGCCUGCAGGGACCAUUUAAUCAGAAGAAACCAGACGUCAUCUCCUGCAGAUAUAAAGCAGACCCUCAUCACGCAAUUAGGAAAAAUGUUCUCUCUACUUUUCCUAACUCAACUCUUUUUUUCACCACUGUAACAAAAUAUCAGAAUGCAGCUUUUCAUAGACAACCACACACAAUACAUUGAACAUAAGUACUAUUGACCGACCUGUAUUUUUAAGUGUCAAAAUAGACCUAGCUUUUGUUAGAUAUUAACAUCCAUAUGUUAAUUUUAGCUGUUCAGUGCAAGUUCAACAUAGAAAACAAACAUAAUCAUUCCAUCAUAAAGUAAGUUGAUGAGCAGGGAAUUGCAUUUUCAAGAAUAUUUUUUUGAAACGGCACAAAGAUAUAAGCAUUAAGUUUUUAUUACUCACUGAAACCAGAUAUAGUCUGAAAAACAUAACAUUAACAUUACACUUGGUGUAAACUAGCCUGCUACAGAUUUGUUUACGCAUCAUGAGUGUGCAGUUUAUUUUUGUGCCUGUUUGUUGGCUCCAGCAUCAGGUUAUAACGGUUAAGUAAAAGGCUUUUAACCAUGGCAUCAGAUGCAUGGGAAACGGGUGUGACAGUGAAGUAUAUUACAUGGGUUAGACACAUAGUUAUCAUAUAUGUUGUUUAUGUCCUCCGCAAAAUACCUGCAGCACUACUAGUAGCAUAAACAUGUACAUAUUGUGUCAUAUAGUAGCUUUUUUGGCAUAGAAUAUAUUUUCAUUAAUGUUUUUGACGCACAUGCUUCCUUAUGCACUUACCUAUAGUGACGUUUUACUCAAAGAAAUGCCAAACUCUGUGUAGGUUAUAAACCUGUGUAAACCCAGAGCUAUUUAUACCUUAAAGUAUGAAUCGGAAAUAUUGUGAUAAUUAGAAAAAUAGACUCAUUGUAGAUUUGGUUGUCGUGUGCCAGUCUCAUAUUGGUGUACGUUUACUGUGGUCUACCAUUAUGCCAUUUACCUUUUUGGGAGCUUUGCCGUCCACCUUUAGAUUUAGCAAAGACACCGGGCAGUUCCCUGGACAAGGACCAACAAGUCCUAAACUCAGGAAUUUGUUUUCCAACAAUAUGGCCAUUGACUUGAUUUAGUCUAAGUUUCUUCAAUUAUCAGUAUUAAACAUGCUAUCUAUGUAGAAACUAGAUACUGUAUUUCUUAUUGAAAUCCAUGCAUGUAGUGUUUUUCUGUUGCGAUUUAAUUGUUUUUAUUUGGUUGUACAAUGAAAGCUAUAAACAUGUGUCUAUCAGCUUUAGUGCUCUAAUACAAAUGGGUAAUGUGCCUUAGUGUUAACAUACAGAAAGUGUACCAAGUCUGGUAAUAAAGCACCUCUUAUUCAAAACAA
Cottoperca gobio is the source of this 3221-nucleotide messenger RNA. RefSeq names its product copine-3-like. Gene Ontology annotation, biological process: cellular response to calcium ion; ERBB2 signaling pathway. Gene Ontology annotation, cellular component: plasma membrane. Gene Ontology annotation, molecular function: calcium-dependent phospholipid binding; receptor tyrosine kinase binding. NCBI's taxonomy places the organism in Eukaryota, Metazoa, Chordata, Actinopteri, Perciformes, Bovichtidae. The transcript has 16 exons. Bases 264 to 1880 code for a protein of 538 amino acids. The record is from RefSeq and is a predicted model, not a curated record.